Nerophis lumbriciformis (worm pipefish) is the source of this 1453-nucleotide messenger RNA. RefSeq names its product keratin 94 (gene krt94). Gene Ontology annotation, molecular function: structural molecule activity. The record is from RefSeq and is a predicted model, not a curated record. Lineage: Eukaryota; Metazoa; Chordata; Actinopteri; Syngnathiformes; Syngnathidae. Gene Ontology annotation, cellular component: cytoskeleton.
CUGCUUCUCACUAACGGACUCCACUCCUGGUUCCAGUUCUCUAACUCCUCUCGUCUCCUCUCCUGAAGACUCUCAGCAGUUAUGCAGUCCAGCUACAGCAUCAGCAGCGGGCCAGCGAUGAUGUCCCGACAGAGCUACAGCUAUUCAAGCAGAGCCGCCCCGAGGGCUCAGAGCUUGUCCGGACUGAGCUUUGGGGGUCCUCGCAUCUCUUCUGCCACAAUGCGCACCGUCUCUUCCGGGUUCGGCGGCGGCUACGGAUCCGGAGCGGGCACCUUCGACCUGACCCACGCUUUGGACCAGAACACCGUUCAACUGAACGAGAAGGCCACCAUGCAAAACCUGAACGACCGUCUGGCCUCUUACCUGGAGAAAGUGCGCUCCCUUGAGGCUGCCAACGCUAAGUUGGAGAAGCAGAUCAGAGAGUACUACGAGCAGAAGGGCCCUGCAGCUGAGAGGGACUUCAGCAACUACUGGGCCAUCAUCAACGACCUGAAGGACAAGAUCAUGGGCGCCACCAUCGGCAACGCAAACAUCCUCCUCCAGAUUGACAACUCCAAACUGGCAGCCGAUGACUUCAGAACUAAAUACGAACACGAGCUGAUGAUGCGCCAGUCUGUUGAGGCCGACAUCGCCAACCUGCGCCGCCUGCUUGACCAGACCACUCUGACCAAAGCGGACCUGGAGAUGCAGAUCGAGGGCCUGCAAGAUGAGCUGGCUUACCUCAAGAAGAACCACGCCGAGGAGCUGGCAGCAAUGCGAUCACAGCUCUCUGGCAACGUCAAUGUGGAGGUUGACGCCGCACCCCAGCAGGACCUCAACAGAGUCCUGGAGGAGAUGCGCGCCCAGUACGAAUCUAUCACCGACAAACACCGCCGCGACCAGGAGGCUUGGUUUAACGAGAAGUCUGCCGCCCUGUCUAAGGAGGUGACCAUCAGCACAGAAACCAUCCAGACGACCAAGACAGAGAUCGGGGACUUGAGACGCACGCUGCAGGGUCUGGAGAUCGAGCUGCAGUCUCAGCUCAGUAUGAAAGGGGCGUUGGAGAACACGUUGGCAGAGACGGAGUCUCGCUACAGCUCUAUGCUGGCCAGCUUCCAGGGCACCAUCAACAUGCUGGAGGGGGAACUAGCCAACGUGCGCGCCAGCAUUGAGCAGCAGGGCCAGGACUACAGGAUGUUGCUGGACAUCAAGACCAGACUGGAGCAGGAGAUUGCGACCUACAGGAGCUUGCUGGAUACCGAAGAGUCCAGGCCAAUUGUCUCAGGGAGCACUAAGACCACAGUCACAAAAACCACUGUGCGCAGUUCCAGCUAAAGGGUCCAGUCGACAGGACAGCACACACAUGCAAACACACACACACACACACACACACACACACACACACACACACACACACACACACACACACACACACACACACACACACACACACAGACACACACUGAGUAAUAAA